CACUUACCACCGCUGACACCAUGCGCUACUACGGCAGCUACUACGGAGGCCUGGGCUAUGGCUAUGGAGGCUUUGGUGGCCUGGGCUAUGGCUAUGGCUGCGGAUGUGGCAGCUUCCGCAGACUGGGCUAUGGCUGUGGUUAUGGAGGCUAUGGCUAUGGCUGUUGCUUCGGUGGCCUAGGCUAUGGCUAUGGCUGUGGCUAUGGAGGCUAUGGAUAUGGCUGCUGCCGUCCAUUAUGCUAUGGAGGAUAUGGAUUCUCCCGCUUCUACUAAACUACUGCCCCAGGAACUCAACAUCUGAAAUUAUAAGAAACUUCCCAGAUGUGA
Rhinolophus ferrumequinum (greater horseshoe bat) is the source of this 326-nucleotide messenger RNA. Its product is annotated as keratin-associated protein 19-8-like. Bases 21 to 272 code for a protein of 83 amino acids. The record is from RefSeq and is a predicted model, not a curated record. Lineage: Eukaryota; Metazoa; Chordata; Mammalia; Chiroptera; Rhinolophidae. The transcript has 2 exons.